AUGAAAUUUGGUAAGUUCCUGGAAGCUAGAGAGCUGGAAUUGCCAGAAUACAAUAGUCAUUUCAUUGAUUAUAAGGCGCUGAAAAAACUAAUCAAGCAGUUGGCAAUCCCUUUGGCACAAACUUCACCUUCAGAGGCCUUGACCUUAGAUGACUUAGAUGAAGCAGUAAUAUAUCAGAGGUUGCAGGAAAACAAAGCAUCUUUUUUUUUUAAACUGGAAAGAGAAUUGGAGAAAGUUAAUUCCUAUUAUGUGGAGAAAGAAGCAGAUUUGAAAUUUGUAUUCGACAUUUUGAAGACAAAGUAUAAGACGUAUAAGGACCGUGGCCAACUGGCAUCAAAGGUCUCGGUAUCAUAUAAAAACAUACAUGCUGGUUUCAAAAAAUAUCAAAAAGACCUGGCAAAUUUGGAGCAAUACAUAGAACUGAACAGAAGUGGUUUCUCGAAAGUAUUAAAAAAAUGGGACAAAAGAUCGCACUCUCAACAGAAAGAGUUCUAUUUGGCUACUGUUGUUUCGGUGCAGCCAAUUUUCACCAGUAAUGAAGUUGCAAAAUUAAAUGAUGCAACUUUGGCAAUUCUAAUGAAACUAGAUGAUAUUAAUAAUAACGAAAACACAGAUUACUACCCCUAUCAAAAAGAUACCACCUCGAUGGAUGGUUUAAUAUCUACCUUACCUCUAGAUGCUUCUAAAAAGUUAACAGGAAACCAUUCAAGCUUUCAAAAAUCAAUCUUGGAUUACUCGCGCUCCUCUUUGAUAAAUACGGAGAUUGAAAUUGAGAAUUGGUACACGGAGAUAAUAAAUAUAUCAAAACUGAAAGAUAAUCAUAGAAAAUUUCAACUAAUACGAGAGUUUUCGAUCAAUAGAAUUGAAAAAGCUAUAGAUGAUACGGUUCCACAAAGUCGAAUUGAUAAAACAGUUAUAUUAAAGGAAUGUCUGACAAAGUUGUUUCUUUUGCUAGUUGGCUGCAGUGCUGUUGAUGAUGUCUCCUUGCAUGUUUUUUAUAGUAGCACGAGGGAUAAGAUUGAUUUAUCAUAUUGUGAUGAAGAUGAUCAAGUCUUCUCGAGGAGAAAUUUUUUUCACGAGGCCGCCAAUUGUCAUUCACAAUCUCGUAUAUUUGUUUUACGUGAAGCAUUAAUAGCAUCUUCCGCGCAAACCGUUGAAUUUAACUCAUUAUCCAAAGAAAAAUUGAAAUCGCUCCUCAAUGCACAGGAUUUAUAUCAGCGAACGCCACUUCACUACGCCGCUGAGCUGGGUAAACUGGAAAUCGUUCAUUUACUGCUCUCUUCCGGAAUGUUGGAUUCAGUUGAUGUAUUGGAUAAUAAUUCACAUACACCUUUAGUUCUAUCAAUAAUCAAUAAUAACAUUGAAGCUGUCCAGGAGCUGCUCGAAAAUGGACAAGCAAACCCAUUCCCAAAAAAUGAUGCGAAUUCUAAGCCACAAUUUGCUCCAUUGAUAGUUGCAUGCUCUUAUAACAACUUUGAAGCUGCACAUCUACUUUUAAAGAUGGGAGAAGCGGAUGUAGCGGAAAUUCAGGAUGCGGAAGGUCUGGGUACGUUGCAUAUUGUUGCCAAGGAAGGAGGUGACGCACAACUAAUACAACUUUUGGUUGAUUUUGGUGCUGAUCCAAAUGGAUUUGAUAACUUCAACGUCUGGACACCAAUCUUUUAUGCAAUUCAAGAGGGGCAUGCUGAUACUGUUCAACAACUACUCAAUAGUGGUGCAAGAUUGGACAUUACAGAUAGUAAUAAUUUGGGACCAGUUUAUUAUGCAAUAUGGGAAGGACAUGUUGACGUUCUGAAUGUAUUAUUGCAAAACGUACGGGUUGAUGAGCCAAGAUUGAAUAAAGAUAUGAUGGUACCACCUGUAUCUUUGAAGGCAUCUGAGUUGAGGAGCCGAUCAAAUUCGUUUCAUGAUAUCCCCGAUUUUGCGUUGCCACCGCCAUUCAUCCCAUUGCGUAAGUAUGGUCAUAACUUUUUGGAGAAAAAAAUAUUUAUCAAAAUGAUGUUACAACCUGGCAGUGGCUCUAUUAAACUUAAUAAUGAUGCGGAAGUUAUUCUUUCUUCCCCAGGAAGAAUCACGCUGACAUCAAGCGUUUCGGAUUUUAUUUCUCGUAACAUAAUUUUACCUCUUUCUGAAGAGGACGAGCGUGAAAUAGUUUUUCAAUUUGAUAGCAUUGAUAAUUUUUCAGUUGAUUUUGAAGUAUUUCCUGCAUUUGGUACCAGAAUAAUUGCAAAGACUACAGCAAUCUCAUCAACGUUUGAUCCAAGUCUUGUCAAUGGAACGUCUACUAUUGUUUUACCUUUAUUUGAUGCUAGACUCACCAAUGUUGGUACCCUAUCAUUCGAUUAUCAGAUAAUUUUACCUUACACUGGGAGACCGUUGGAGAUUACAAAGUAUGAAACCUAUUGGAAAUCAACUAGUGGCCCUGCUAUGAACUUGAAAAAAGACAGUCAUCAGGUAAUAACCUCGUCGUCUUUGUCCGGUAGUUUUGUGAAUAUAAAGAUAUGUCCAUUGAAAGAUGGGACAUUGGUCGUAUCGCCUAAACUUUUUUUUGAGAUAAACAGUGUGAGAAUCUUUUUGACCGAGCUCACAAAACAGCAGUUGGAGUCAUUCUAUGGCUCCCGUAUUGAUAGUAUUCCAGAUAUCAAGGAUGAGACUUCCUUGGUUAAUUUAUUAUCAUUCAGUGUCUUUGCUUACGCGGAUCUGCUCAAAAGUAUUCCUUCUAAUAUCCAAUUGGAAAUACAAGUGUGCUUUCCAACUACCUUGGAAAUCGAAGACAUUCCAGUUAAUUUGGGACCGUCAGUCAAUAUCAAUCAAGCCAUUGAUAAUGUUUUGUAUUUGACAUUUGAACAUGUGAGAGGAUUGCGUCAUUCUGGGCAGCAACCUCGCCCUAUUGUUCUGAGCUCAUGUAACUGGAAGGCUUGCGCGAUCAUGAAUUGGAAACAACCAAACUUUCCUGUUUUGUACCAUAUGAAGGAUUUACGAAAACUUAAUAAUGAAUUUGUUCAGGACACAUCUCAUAAUUUGUUAGAUAUGGCUGUAAGCAAAGUUCACUUCAACUUCUCUGAUAACAGAUCCAAAAAUCUACGUCAAAUUUUAAGGUUAGCUGUCAAUAACAAUAUAUUAGGAAUAAUAUUCCCGUAUGAAUUGUUAAAAAUUUGCAGCCCUUUGGUUGAUGCCAUUAGAGAACAAGGUUUGCUGCUUAUAGCAUCAACCCUGCAAAAUAGUAAAGAAGUACGUGAUCAAGAGGGUUUUAAUGAUGAUAAUAUAAAUGGAUUUCAUAGACAGUCUGAACUAAUAUUUACGGGAAACGUUGAGAUGUAA
Zygotorulaspora mrakii is the source of this 3321-nucleotide messenger RNA. RefSeq names its product Pho81p (gene PHO81). The record is from RefSeq and is a predicted model, not a curated record. NCBI's taxonomy places the organism in Eukaryota, Fungi, Ascomycota, Saccharomycetes, Saccharomycetales, Saccharomycetaceae. Gene Ontology annotation, biological process: lipid metabolic process. The transcript has a single exon. Bases 1 to 3321 code for a protein of 1106 amino acids. Gene Ontology annotation, molecular function: protein binding; phosphoric diester hydrolase activity.